Molecule: messenger RNA, 1317 nt
Organism: Maudiozyma saulgeensis
Lineage: Eukaryota; Fungi; Ascomycota; Saccharomycetes; Saccharomycetales; Saccharomycetaceae
Source: the annotation of a GenBank genome assembly
AUGUUACGUUACAAUAGUCGUAACAUACUACAACUCAGUACGCGAAGUGCCGUACGUUAUAUCCAUGGAAAUGUACUGAGAUUACAACAAGUUAAACCUGACACUGAAACACCACUGGCAGGUUCAACAACGGACAAUAUAAAGGAUAAUGAUGAUGCCGAGGCUAGUGUAAAAGAACGCAUGAUAUUUGGGAGUAUAUUUGAAAGAAUGCAGCGAAAGGAAGAACUUCGACAACAGAAGAUGUCUGAAUUAUUAGAUAUCGAAGGAAAUAAAAAAAUCAGGGAUAUUGGUGAAGUCAAAGUGAAUUUUGGUCAAACUGAACAGUAUGAAGAUAUAGAUCCCGAAGAUAUCAACUUGGUAGAAUAUUUUAAACAAGAAAGUGAAAAGAAUGCCCAAAAUGAUGAUCUAUUCUCUAAUGUGGAUAGAAACAAGAAAGGUGGAACAGGUAAAUCAUCUAUUAUUUAUGACCUUUUUGAAAAUAUAGAGAAAUCGAUUCUGCAAAACAAAAAAAGGACAUUAGAACAAGCUGAUGCUAUGAAAAUAGAUAAUUUCUCUCCAUCAUCUUUCCCUACGCCUAAUGUCAUACAGUCUCAAAGUUUAAGAAUUGAUGUCAAAAAAUUGGAGGACGAAGAAAGGUACAAAGCAGCCAUGGAUAGUGCAAUGAAACCAUACAUAGACCAAUUGAAAUUGAGCAUAACAUCUGAUUAUGAUGUCCUAGAGAAAAUGAAAGAGAUGAUCAAAUUGUUUACCACAAGAGACAAAUCGUUAGACCGUUUAAAUAACAAUAAACCAGUUGAUAUUAUCAACACAAUAAAGAGCUAUAGCGAAAAGAAUGACGAAGCAAUUCCCGAACCAUAUGUAAUAACGAUACCAUAUUGUAUGCUUAGACUUUUAACAGGUCCUGAGUUUGAGAUGUCAGGCGAGAGGAAAUAUAACAUAGCAGUAUACAUCUAUCACGAAUGCAAGACCUGUCAAGAUAUAUCCUUGUAUUUAAACAUGUGCAAUGUAAUUUUCUACAACCAAUUAUUGAGACUGUCGUGGGAAAAUUUUAAAGACAUUAAACGUCUAUUAGACUUGACAUCAGAGAUGAGUAUCAAUGGUAUCCUUGGUGACAUUGAAACUGUAGAAUUACUCGAUACAUUAAUCCAGGAUAUUGAUGCUACUUACGAUGACUAUCUUCCAGUAGAAAAUAAUAUUCAGGAAAAUAGUGGAUCAGCGAAAGGUAUCUUAUGGACUCAUCAAACAAGAAUAUACUUAAACGAAUUGAAAAAAUACGUGAAACAACUUAAACUCGCAUUAACUGUAGAGCAACCAUAG